Molecule: messenger RNA, 153 nt
Organism: Prunus armeniaca (apricot)
Lineage: Eukaryota; Viridiplantae; Streptophyta; Magnoliopsida; Rosales; Rosaceae
Source: the annotation of a GenBank genome assembly
AUGAAAGUGAGAGAGAAUUGCAUCGUAACAAAAGCUCUUGAAAGCAUUGUGUUUUUCUGGUUUGGCUUUGCUUGUUAUCUGGAAUAUCAACCAACCAAGAUGCAGACUGCAGUUGCCAGCAAAGUGAUGAGGGUUCUUCCCCUUUGUGGUUGA